This is a messenger RNA of Mastomys coucha (southern multimammate mouse), 804 nucleotides long. Its product is annotated as sperm acrosome-associated protein 7-like. Gene Ontology annotation, cellular component: acrosomal vesicle. The coding region runs from base 69 to 665 and encodes 198 amino acids. Lineage: Eukaryota; Metazoa; Chordata; Mammalia; Rodentia; Muridae. The record is from RefSeq and is a predicted model, not a curated record. The transcript has 6 exons.
CGAGAGAUCAAAGCUGGGGAAGCUGAAGACCUUCCAGGGAAGGGCCUCCCCCUUCUGCUGGAGGGAACAUGACAGCGAAUAGAGGAGCGAGGACCUUCUUAUCUGUCUUCCUGCUGUGCUGCUGGCAAGAUGUGCAGCCCUGGCCGAAUAGAGAGUUCUCAGGUUCAAGUGAUAAGCAAUGGCCAAAUUUAGAAACUGUGGAUGAUGAGAUAGCUACAGUGUUUGAUGAAAUUCUAGUCCAGGAGAUUCUGGAGCCAGGGAAAGCACUGUAUUUUGAAAAUCAAAGGCCAUCAACAACGUCACAACAAAACACAACGAAGGAAAUAAUACACAUGAAGGAAUCCACAGCUUCCAUGAGACAUCAGAAGCAAUUAUCCUCUGGGACCAUGCACAUCGUUUCCUUUGACGGUAACUGUGACCCCACAAUCCCCUCCUGGAUGCAGAAUCUCUUAGUUAGGGUUUCCAUUGCUAAGAAGACACAGCAUGACCACGACCAUAUUCAUAAAGACAAGCAGAAAGAGACACUUUUACAGCUAAGAAGCCUUGAAGCUCUGGAGAAAAUGAUUCACAAGAUUCGAAGAGCUAUUGAAAUUAAGCUCAAGAGACAACAGAAGUUCCAGAGAAGUAGAACCAGACAACUCCUGGGGAAACUAGUCCAUCCCUAAGUACUAGGACUGGCAAGAGGGGCGAGCCACUGCCGCACAUGGGGACAGGAGAGAGUGGAAGCAGCCACCAACCUGUGUGAAGAGAACCGUACUCAAUGAGCACCAAGUAAAAUUAGCAUAUUUACAUAUUAAGUUAUCA